Cokeromyces recurvatus is the source of this 1095-nucleotide messenger RNA. Its product is annotated as developmentally-regulated GTP-binding protein 2. NCBI's taxonomy places the organism in Eukaryota, Fungi, Mucoromycota, Mucoromycetes, Mucorales, Mucoraceae. The coding region runs from base 1 to 1095 and encodes 364 amino acids. Gene Ontology annotation, biological process: cytoplasmic translation. Gene Ontology annotation, molecular function: GTP binding; GTPase activity. Gene Ontology annotation, cellular component: cytoplasm. The transcript is spliced from 7 exons. The record is from RefSeq and is a predicted model, not a curated record.
AUGGGUAUUCUAGAAAAGAUUCAAGAUAUCGAAAAUGAAAUUAAGCGUACACAAAAGAACAAAGCUACUGAGUACCAUCUCGGUCUUUUAAAGGCUAAAUUAGCUAAAUAUCGUGUGCAGCUUUUAGAAGGCUCUAAAACAAAAUCUGAAAAGGGUGAAGGUUUUGAUGUAAUGAAAUCAGGUGAUGCACGUGUAGUUAUGAUUGGGUUUCCUUCAGUUGGUAAAUCAACUUUACUUUCUAAAUUAACAACAACCGAAUCAGCUGUUGCAGGUUAUGAAUUUACAACCUUAACGUGUGUUCCUGGUAAAUUCUUUUAUAAGGGAGCCAAUAUUCAAUUACUUGAUUUGCCUGGUAUUAUUGAAGGCGCUGCUGAAGGUAAAGGUCGUGGUCGUCAAGUGAUUGCUGUUGCUCGUACAGCUGACGUUGUUUUGAUGAUGUUGGAUGCAACCAAAUCAGCACAACAAAGACCUUUGUUAGAAGCUGAAUUGGAAGCAGUUGGUAUUCGUUUAAAUCAAAGUUUCCCAAAUGUUUCAUUUAAAAUCAAGAAAGCAGGCGGUAUCAGUUUUAAUUCAACUGUUAAAUUAACUAAAAUCGAUCAAAAGAUGGUUCAUAAUAUUUUACAUGAUUAUAAAAUUUUUAAUGCGGAUAUUAUGAUUCGUGAAGAUAUCACUGUAGACCAAUUUAUUGAUGUUAUUCUUGGAAAUAGAAGAUACAUUAAAUGUCUUUAUUGUUAUAAUAAAAUUGAUCAAAUUAGUUUAGAGGAAGUAGAUCGUUUAGCACAUCAACCAGAUACAGUUGUAGUCUCUUGUGAACAAGAUCUUAAUCUAGAUUAUCUUGUAGAAAGCAUUUGGAAAAAAUUAAAUUUAAUGCGUGUAUAUACAAAGAAAAGAGGUGAAUUCCCUGAUUUUGAAGAUGGCCUUGUUGUUAGAAAUGGUGCUACUAUUGAACAUGUUUGUCAUGCUAUUCACAGAAGUUUAGCUGAUAACUUUAGAUAUGCUUUAGUUUGGGGAACAUCAACAAAACAUAAUCCUCAGCGUGUUGGUAUUAAUCAUCUGGUUGCCGAUGAAGAUGUUGUGCAGGUUGUUAAGAAAUAG